UCCCCACCCAUUCCUCUCUCUUCACCGCAUGAUCAUCUUUUUAUCGUCGUCUUUUGUUGGUAUUAGGGAGAAGCACACUUCCCAAAACCAACCUCUACCCUUCCUCUGUAACUCCAUUCCAUUUCCUCCUCCGUUCACUCUGAUCGAGCAAGCCAACACGGUGAAUGGGGAAGCAGAGCAUCGGCUCAUGGUGGUUCUGCUGGGCUCUCUACGUCUUCGUCCUGCUCCCUUCCGCCUGUGCCUUGACCGCUGAUGGAGAAGCUCUGCUGGAAAUCAAGCUGGGUUUCAACGACUCCAAGCAGAUGCUGCGGAGCUGGCGGCCCUCCGACUCCAAUCCUUGCUCCUGGCUCGGCGUCGCCUGCCACCUCUCCGACCUCACCGUCCGCUCCAUUAACUUGCCCUACAUGCAGCUCGGUGGCAUCAUAUCCCCAAGCAUCGGCCGGCUCCGAAGGCUUCAGAGACUGGCUUUGCAUCAGAACAGCUUACAUGGGCCCAUUCCACCUGAGAUCAAGAACUGCACCGAGCUAAAAGCCCUGUAUCUGAGAGCUAAUUACCUUCAAGGGAGCAUUCCACCCGAGAUCGGAGAACUCGCCCACCUCACCAUCCUGGACUUGUCGAGUAAUCUGCUGAGGGGUGCGAUUCCUCCAUCAAUUGGCCGUCUGACUCAAUUGCGUUUUCUAAAUCUAUCGACCAACUUCUUCUCCGGGGAGAUUCCAACUGUUGGAGUUCUUGCAAGUUUCAGAAACACCUCGUUUGUCGGGAAUCUGGAAUUAUGUGGCUUGACAAUUCAGAAAGUUUGUCGUGGUUCCAUGGGCUUUCCUGCAGUGCUACCACACACCAACACUUUCUCUUCACCAGGAAUCUCAUCGAUCCCGACAAAAAGAUCAUCACAUUUUCUGAAUGGGGUUAUCCUUGGCGCCAUGACCACAAUGGCCCUUGCAUUAGUUUCGAUCCUUGGCUUCCUUUGGAUUUGCUUGCUCUCAAGGAAGGAAAAGCUUGCUGAAAACUAUGUCAAAGCCCAAAAACAACUUGUGCAAGAUGUUGGCACCAAGCUUGUCACCUUCCAUGGAAACCUCCCAUAUCCGUCCCAGGAAAUCAUAAAGAAGCUGGAGCUGCUUGAUGAAGAUGAUGUGAUUGGUUCUGGAGGUUUUGGCACUGUCUACAAGAUGGUCAUGGACGAUAACAAUGCAUUUGCUGUUAAAAAGAUUGAUUGGUACCGCAAAGGAGUCGAUCAGAUCUUUGAGAGGGAGCUGGAGAUCUUGGGCAGCAUUAAGCACAUUAACCUUGUCAAUCUGCGAGGCUACUGUAGGCUGCCAUCUGCAAGGCUUCUCAUUUAUGAUUACUUGCCCUUGGGCAGCCUUGACCAUUACCUUCAUGAAAAUGGUGGAGAAGAUCAACCUUUGAAUUGGAAUGCACGCAUGAAGAUUGCUCUUGGCUCCGCGAGAGGGCUGGCCUACUUGCACCAUGACUGCACUCCCAGGAUCGUUCACAGGGACAUCAAAUCCAGCAACAUUUUACUUGACAGGAGCCUGGAACCUCAUGUCUCAGAUUUCGGCUUAGCCAAGCUCCUGGUAGAUGACGAUGCCCAUGUCACCACUGUGGUUGCUGGCACCUUCGGCUAUCUGGCACCAGAGUACCUGCAAAAUGGACAUGCAACAGAGAAGUCAGAUGUGUACUCCUUUGGAGUUCUCCUGUUAGAGUUGGUGACUGGAAAAAGACCCACAGAUCCAUCCUUUGUGAGGAGAGGCUUGAACAUUGUUGGCUGGCUAAACACGCUGGAAGAGGAGAAUCGCCUGGAGGAAAUUGUGGAUGAAAAGUGCGGUAACGUCGACGUCGAAGCUGUAGAAGCGAUCCUUGAUAUAGCUGCGAUGUGCACCGAUGCGAAUCCUGAUGAACGCCCAUCGAUGAGUAGAGUGCUGCAGAUGCUUGAGGAGGAGAUAAUGUCUCCCUGCUUGAGUGAUUUCUAUGAACCUCACUUGGAUAUCUAACUUCAUCUUGGUGGAGUUCUUCAUGGAAACAUCCUUUUGUACAUAACUGCUGGUUGGAAGCUACAUGACAAUUUCCAUAUCAAAUCCUGACUUGGAAAUUUUGUCACUUGGGAAUGCACCUUUUUCCUCCAAA
Molecule: messenger RNA, 2121 nt
Organism: Musa acuminata subsp. malaccensis (wild Malaysian banana)
Lineage: Eukaryota; Viridiplantae; Streptophyta; Magnoliopsida; Zingiberales; Musaceae
Product: LRR receptor-like serine/threonine-protein kinase FEI 2
Biological process (GO): protein phosphorylation
Molecular function (GO): ATP binding; protein binding; protein kinase activity
Source: RefSeq, a predicted model, not a curated record